AUGCCCUCGAAGCCCUUCAAUUUGGCGUUGCUGGCUUUUCCCAUCGAUGCUGUUGUGGCGUCCAGCGCGCUGUACUUUUACACCGGCGCCGUCACGAUCUGCGUAUGCGUUGCCGCGUAUUUCGUUCUCAUGCGGCUAACUCGUCAAGGCGAAUGCGACGCUACAUGCUACCGCGCCCCACCAAGUGGCCUUUCAGAGCCGAACAGGUGGACAAUCUUGCGAAAGAGCUUUCGCCAGCAACUCCUGGUCAUGCUGAUGUACUUUACCACACUAUGCCUAUGGCCUCCACUUAUAACGGAGAUGAAAAGCUUCAACUGUCCCGAUCUGCAGGCGUCGGGGUGGUGGCCGCAGAUCCUGCUAACGGUGUUCUCGGUCGUGGACUGCGUCGGCCGGCUCUUGGUGCCAUGGCGCUGUGGUUUGACAAAAGACUCGAUUUGGAAGCCUGUGUUCCUUCGCAUGCUCUUGAUCCCAUGCAUCGUGAUGACCGUCCGUCAAGUGUGGUUUACCCACGACGCGUGGUCUGUCAUGUUUGUGGUGCUCUUGGGGCUCUCAAAUGGGUACAUUGGCACUCUCACGAUUCAAUUUGUCAACGAAAGCGUCGACAGCAGCGAACGAGCGAUUGCGAGCAGCUUUACGGGAUUCUUUUUGAUCUCGGGGCUGAUGGUCGGGUCGGCCGUUGGCUUGGUUUACAUUCACUUUACUCAUGCGUAA
Molecule: messenger RNA, 711 nt
Organism: Aphanomyces invadans
Lineage: Eukaryota; Oomycota; Saprolegniomycetes; Saprolegniales; Verrucalvaceae
Exons: 2
Coding region: 1-711 (236 amino acids)
Biological process (GO): nucleoside transmembrane transport
Cellular component (GO): plasma membrane
Molecular function (GO): nucleoside transmembrane transporter activity
Source: RefSeq, a predicted model, not a curated record